Molecule: messenger RNA, 1251 nt
Organism: Pseudocercospora fijiensis CIRAD86
Lineage: Eukaryota; Fungi; Ascomycota; Dothideomycetes; Mycosphaerellales; Mycosphaerellaceae
Exons: 2
Coding region: 1-1251 (416 amino acids)
Biological process (GO): peptidyl-arginine methylation
Cellular component (GO): cytoplasm; nucleus
Molecular function (GO): protein arginine N5-methyltransferase activity
Source: RefSeq, a predicted model, not a curated record
AUGCACAUCGACACGGACACGACCAGCGACGAAAUCCUCUUGGCGGCCACCAACCACGAUCUCGAAGCUCUGAAAAAGCUGCUGCGGACGGGCUCGGCGAGAAUACAAGACCCGGAGACGGGCUUCUCGCCGUUGCACGCUGCCAUUGCUGCCUGCGAGCCAGACGCUGAGGCGCCUUCGGAGGAGACCAACCAGGAAGGAGAUGCUGUGCAUGGCAAUGCUCUGAGCGAGGACUCGGCGUUGGCGACGAUCCAGUUGCUGUUCGAGAAUGGCGCGAUAUGGAAUGAGCUAGACAAGAACGAUGAGACGCCGGGCUGCCUUGCUCUCAGGCUGGGGCUGAAGAAGAUCUACGACGCCUGUGUUGCCGCUGGUGUGCGAGCAGAGCUGCUCUUCAAUCGACUGGACGAGUACCUGCCCCUCCCCGACGGUGGGCAAGACGAUGACGACCAUGACGACGAUGCCAUUGACGGCUUCGACCCGAUGCCAAGCGGCGGAGACGCCGACGAGACCGGCCAAACGGACACCACCCCAGGAGCUGCCGCUUCAGAAGAGCACCCAACGCUUAGCAACCCUAACGUUGAUAGCGAUGCCUACCUCGCAUCAAAGCUGACCUACUCGGAAGGUCGACUCUUGGACUCUGACAAGAAUGCGGUCAUGAUGGACUGGGAGACGGAGAUCAUGAAGCUAUCGGCAGACCAGCUCUGCCCAAAGAAGGGACUCAGAACGAUGAAUAUUGGCCAUGGCAUGGGCAUCGUCGACACCAUGUUUGUCAACAAUGAGCCAGAGAUGCAUCACAUCAUCGAGGCACACCCCGAAGUCAUGCAGCAGAUGCGCAAGACUGGCUGGUACGACAAGCCGAAUGUCACAGUCCAUGAAGGCAAGUGGCAAGAAGUGCUGCCCAAGCUGAUUGAGCAAGGUCUUGUGCUUGACGCUAUCUACUAUGACACCUAUGCCGAGGACUACAAGGACCUCAAGGAGCUCUUCAGCGAGUACGUCAUUCAGCUGCUCGAUAGCAACGGCAAGUUUGGUUUCUAUAACGGUCUUGGCGCUGAUCGUCAAGUCUGCUAUGAUGUCUACACCAAAGUGGUCGAGAUUGAGCUCUUCGAUGCUGGUCUCGAUGUCGAAUGGACUAUCCUCCAGGUGCCCGACCUGGUCCAUAACAACAAGCCUGGCUCAUCGUGGGGUGGCAUUCGACGCAGCUACUGGGAAGUGCCUGAGUACCGUCUGCCGACUUGCAAAUUCAUCGGUUGA